AUGAGACCAGCGAGACAAGGAAUGAUUUUCAGCGGCGGCUCCGAUAAAGUCAUCUUUGCAUUCGAUCCAACGCAGUCUGCAGAUUCAGAACCGUACCGCUUGCUUUUAGGCCAUUCAGAUAACGUUUCUUCCCUUUUUCUGGAUGGAGACACCCUUAUUUCCGGCUCGUGGGACAAGUAUUUUGCUGCGAUUUGGAUUCACAAUUAG
This is a messenger RNA of Mitosporidium daphniae, 207 nucleotides long. RefSeq lists its product as uncharacterized. The record is from RefSeq and is a predicted model, not a curated record. The coding region runs from base 1 to 207 and encodes 68 amino acids. Gene Ontology annotation, molecular function: protein binding. Lineage: Eukaryota; Fungi; Microsporidia. The transcript has 2 exons.